This is a messenger RNA of Scomber scombrus (Atlantic mackerel), 2549 nucleotides long. RefSeq names its product UDP-Gal:betaGlcNAc beta 1,4- galactosyltransferase, polypeptide 4 (gene b4galt4). Gene Ontology annotation, molecular function: glycosyltransferase activity. The record is from RefSeq and is a predicted model, not a curated record. The transcript has 6 exons. Bases 657 to 1700 code for a protein of 347 amino acids. Lineage: Eukaryota; Metazoa; Chordata; Actinopteri; Scombriformes; Scombridae. Gene Ontology annotation, biological process: carbohydrate metabolic process.
GAGGAUAUUUGAUAAAUUAACAAAACAGGAGAGUAGAAAGGUGUGGUAAAACAGCCCUGCAAUGUGAUACUAAACUUUGUCAGAGGACACAGACAGGUGUGUAGUCAGUGAGUAUUAAGUUACCUUUUGAGGAUGCCCUUUCAGUGUUAUGUAACAGAGUAAAUGGCUCUGAACACAAAAGUAAAGGAAAGAAAAAUGAGGAACUUGGAAUAAAAAGCUCUUAACCGGUAACUUGGUUUGUUUUCUAAGAUAACAUCUCAUCAGCGGCUUUUUGUUAUUGACUGAAAGGUAAUGGAUAUUUAAAACCUGCCCUUUAAUAUGAGUGAUGACAAAGUGAUUGCAAACCCAUUUCAGCAGUAACAUAUUUUCUCUUUUAAUCAAUUCACAGCUGACGGAGAUUUCAAGUUUUCCUCAUCACAUCAUUUUGAGGGUUCAGCGAUGGCUUUUCAACUCUAAGUUUUCCUCUCUUCAUAGUGAUCAUCAUAUAUUGAUUUGUAAUUAAGCAGGAUGUUUCGUCACCAUGGGAUGACUGGUCAGUGAAACUGUGGCUGUCAGUAUUUUGCUGAAAUGUCCUGCUCGGAGGAGAUAUCUUAAACUGUAACUAACAGCAUCGACAGUUGCUACUUUUAUUGUUUCACCUCAGUGGUCACACAGUCAUGGGCUUCUGUUCACCUGUGUGCAAGAUUUUGCGGAGGGGGAAGUAUUUUGUGCUGCUCCUUCUCUCGCUGUCAGUGCUGGCAUGGAUUGCAACGUUUUCAGGUGAAACAGUGAAAUCCCUUCAGGUUUCAUCUGCGACAACACGGACUCUUGUCAAAGACAGAGACAGUCUGAGAGAUAAAGUUAACUCACCAGCACCAGACCGCUUAAAAACUCCACCACCAAAAGUCCAGUGCCCUCAGGAGUCACCACUGCUACAGGGGGCUCUGAAGCUGUCUUUUGAAUCCUCUCUGAAACUGAAGGACGUGGAGAUUGAAAACAAAGGAGUGACUGAAGGUGAGUAUGAGCCUCCAGACUGUAAAUCGAGGCAGAGCGUGGCCAUCCUCAUCCCUCAUCGUAACCGAGAGAGACACCUCCUCUACCUCCUGCACCACCUGCACCCCUUUCUGCAGAGGCAGCAGCUGCACUAUGCCAUUUAUGUCAUCCAGCAGGCUGGUGAUGCAACUUUUAACCGUGCCAAGUUACUGAAUGUUGGGUAUUUGGAGGCACUGAAGGACUACAGUUGGGAGUGCUUCAUUUUCCAUGAUGUCGACCUGGUUCCUGAAAAUGAUUAUAAUUUAUACGUCUGUGACAAGCAGCCCAAACACUUGGUGGUUGGCAGGAAUGCCACCGGAUACAAGCUGCGUUACAAAGGCUACUUUGGAGGAGUUACAGCCAUGACCAAAGACCAGUUUCUUCAAGUGAAUGGAUUUUCAAACACUUACUGGGGUUGGGGAGGAGAAGAUGAUGACCUUCGCAUCAGGGUUGAGCUGCAGAAAAUGAAGAUUAUGCGGCCGCCCGCUGAUGUAGCUCGCUAUACCAUGGUGUUUCACAAACGGGACAGUGGCAAUGAAAUCAACAAAGACAGGAUGAGGUUGUUGGGACGAACACCACAGGUAUGGAAAAAGGAUGGACUCAACAGCUGCUCAUAUAAGACUUUGUCGAUAGAGAGGCUGCCUCUUUAUUUGAAUGUUACUGUGGACAUUGGUAAGCCACAGAGUUGAGAUUUCAAACAGGAAGCCCUGCUGUGACCAAAACAAACAUUUUAUAGACUAUGUUUGGGCCCCUGAGUGCAGAAAAGCUGCUACAUGUGUGCAGGAUUAUAGCACAUAUCAAGCACACAAAAUGCACAUUGUUUUGUUUACAUAUUGAAAUUAAGCUUAGCUGCCAACCACAGUUAUUGAAGAAGUUGGCGGGCUCAUCUUUGCACAGUUUUGCAUAUCAUGCUGCCUUUAUUUACUCAUAUCAACACUAGUCUUUCUCCUUUUUUUCUUCCUUUUAUGCAGCCUGCCAAAACAUUUUUUAAAAAAGCGCUUUUCUUUGGCCAAACAAAGAAGCUGAUAAACUAGUCUUGGUAUUUUGGUAUUUGCUAAAACACCCAGCUGUCAAUCUUUAAUUAAUAUAUGCCUUAUUAUUUGCCUUGCUGACAUUUUUUUAAUAUAAAAGCCUGCAACAUGUGGACAAUGUGUAUUUUGUGUGCUUUCAUUUAUUGUUGCAGUGACUUUCCCUAAAGCACUGCACACCCAUUGUUCACCCACACAGUCACUGAUUUUUCUUAGUAAGACCUUCUCAGGACUGUAUGGGAGCAUGUAUUGACUGUGAUUGAUUGACUGAAGUAUUCCUCAUGCUCAUGUUUUCAAUUUGUCACUCCUGUUAAGGAAGGACAAUCUGCACCUUUAAUACUUCUACUAGUACAUGUGUAUUGACCUCUCAUGUUUCCCAGCUCCUCCCCAGUUUAACUUGCGCAGAGGUCUGAUCAGCCAGAUAACUGAGUACACCUGGGAGUGUGUGCAGAGCCUAUGAGAUUUAAGUUAGUGAUAAGUUUGAUUCAAGGCUGCUUGGACUCUUAAAAU